Molecule: messenger RNA, 1746 nt
Organism: Pecten maximus
Lineage: Eukaryota; Metazoa; Mollusca; Bivalvia; Pectinida; Pectinidae
Exons: 2
Coding region: 345-1487 (380 amino acids)
Source: RefSeq, a predicted model, not a curated record
GGUGGCGGAAAAUGGUUUCCCGUGGGUUUUGGAGGGGCUGGGGUAUGAAGGGGCAGUGACAACCCCACUUUACUACUACUCACAAAUCCAUCAUACAACCCCGACGUGACAACGAUACUUCAAUUAAUUCCAGGGAUUUGGAUCGGAGUUCGGUAACAGCUUAGUAAGACUAAGUAUGUAUAUUGUAAAUAGAAUGACAAUCCUUCAAAGCCGCACAAUUACAUAAGUCAUGUUCAGUCGUCGUUCAGAUCGGUAAACACCAGUGCCCUUUUUAUCUUGGUAUACAAGGUGGAACCGAAGACAUCUCCACAUCCCUGCUUGUGAUUUCAGACUAAGUACCGAACAUGAGACUGAAGGUUGUUUACAUUACCAGAGCAUGCGUAUGUAUGGUAGUUUUCCUGCUAUUGAAUAGUUUCAAUUAUGAGAAAGAAAGCCAACCUACUACUGCACCAGACCAACAAAAUGACACCGCAGUGGUAAAUGUCUCAGAAAUAUAUGAUGCAAUGGACCGUGUAUUUGUAGAGGCGUCGGUACUGAAAGGCUAUCUCGUUUAUAAUUGUGACGACCAACAUCUGGGCUACUGUGGAGGGUGGUCGGACCGGAUGUCGGGCAUGUUUAGUGCCUACGUCAUUUCCGUGAUAUUACGUAAACAUUUCCUCAUACAAUAUACACGAUCAAGUAAUUUGACAGAUUAUCUAAUUCCAAAUACUUUUGACUGGAGAUACAACUCGUCCAUACUAACAGGGAAGUCGUCCGACUAUCACGAUUUAGUCAACAAAGCUCCAAAUGUUAUCACGACGGCGGACAUAAAAGGACUUCAGAAAAUGUUUUCGAAGGACGUCAAUUUUGUACGUAUUAACUGGGACUACACUCUUCACUUUAGAAGGUUCCCAGGUUUACAUAAUCUUAUUCCAUGGCUGUUUGAAUUGCAUUUUGCCGACAUUUAUUUGAAAUUUUUCCACACCCUUUUCAAACCUACGAAAAUUAUCAGUGAAACAGUAAAUAAAGUUGUACAACAUGUUCCAAAACUUGCAUGCGCUCAUAUCCGUAUGGGCGGAAGUGAAACGAUAAUAGGGGAUAAUAAACAAACAGACGAGAGACAGCUGAAAUACAUCUGGAACCUUCUAAUGACAAUGAAAAAUGAAAGCUAUCACAUAUUCCUAGCGACAGACGCGGAAUAUGUGCGGGACAGAGCCAAGGCGUUGUUCAAACACAUCCUGGAAGCUGAUGGACGAAUCCUGCACGUGGACUGGGGCGCCAAAGGGGAAGGUUUGGUUGGUGGUUACAGAAAAGUUGUCGUGGACUUCUUAGUUCUCACGAAAUGUGAUGUUUUAGUGUUAACGAAAAGUGGAUUCGGAAUAAUGUCCUCCUAUCUCAACACCAAGGUUUCCGACCAGUACUGUCUAACAAUACACGGGGUGGUCGUGCCAUGUUCCCGAUACAAUGUUCAUAGUUACUUUCCGGGAGACAUACUCUCGCCAAUCUAGUAAAAUGGACGUUUGUCAUGAAUUAGGAUUAUAUUCUGGUAUAAUGACAUUAAAGCUAAUUAAUCUGUUCUUUAUUGAUGAAUUUCUGUCCAGUAAUUAAUGGAAUCAUAUAACUUAUAUAUCCUUAAAGGAAUAUCCGAAUUACAAUGUAACGCUAUAGUAUAGAAUUAGCGAUACUUGGUCUUAUUAACCCAACAAAGAAAUAUCGACCGAGGUAGUAUUUUUUCAUAUCUUCAAAUAAACGAAUAAUUAUUAUGAG